Molecule: messenger RNA, 2128 nt
Organism: Leguminivora glycinivorella
Lineage: Eukaryota; Metazoa; Arthropoda; Insecta; Lepidoptera; Tortricidae
Product: calphotin-like
Exons: 5
Coding region: 134-2038 (634 amino acids)
Cellular component (GO): extracellular matrix
Source: RefSeq, a predicted model, not a curated record
AAUAUAUUUAAAUUUGGAGAUGCGACCGGGAUGAGGCAAGCGACACUGACUACUAUAAAUGCUGUUAGUGUCGACUGAGGGAUACAGUUCUCAGGUCUAACCCACCCCGAGCACAUCUCAUCAAACAAUCGAAAUGGCUUUCAAGUUGGUGAUCUUCUCUUGCCUGGUCGCGGCCGCCUACGGCAGCGUGGCCCCGGCGGCCAUAGCAGCGGCGCCCGUGGUGGCGGCGGGCCCGUUGGCGGCGCGGCUCGAGGAGUUCGACCCGCUGCCGCAGUACCGCUUCGGCUACGACGUGGCGGACUCUCUCACCGGCGACUACAAGAGCCAGACGGAGCAGCGCGACGGUGACCUGGUGCAGGGACAGUACUCGCUGGUCGACUCGGAUGGCACGCGUCGUGUCGUUGACUACACCGCCGAUCCUGUUAACGGAUUCAACGCCGUUGUGCGCAAGGAGCCGCUUGUGGCCGCUGCACCAGCCGUCGUAGCGGAGCCCGCCGUUGUUUCCGCGCGCUUCGCUGCCGCUCCAGUCGUCGCCCAGCCCGCCUUCGCCCGCUACGCCGUUGCACCCGCCGUCGCUCCCGCCAGGAUCGCUGCCGCUCCCGUGUUUGCCCGCUACGCUGCCGCCCCCGUGGUAGCGGCUCGUUACGCUGCCGCCCCAGUGGCCGCCGCUGCUCCUGUGGUAGCCGCCCGUUACGCUGCUCCAGUAGCCACUGCGCCAGUGGCCGCCGCCUACAGAACUGCCGCAGUGGCCGCGUACACCGCUGCCUACACCGGCCCCGUCGCGGCGCAGUACGCUCAGUACGCCGCUCCCCUGACCGCCUACAGCGCCCCCGCUGCCUAUUCCGCGCCGGCGUAUGCGGCGCCCGUAGCGGCAUAUGCUGCGCCCGCGGCACCCGCCCAGGUGUUUGCGCGCGCGGCUCCCGCGAAACUCGUGGCGCCCAACGCGCCCGGAUACUACUAUAUUGUAGUAUUGAUCUGCGUGCUGGGCGUCGCGGCGGCGAGCGUGAUAGUACCCGCACCACUGGCCCGGCUCGACCCUCUGCCGCAGUACUCUUACGGCUACGACGUUCAGGAUGCACUCACGGGCGACUACAAAGGCCACCAGGAGCAGAGGAACGGGGAUGUCGUGACCGGGUCGUACACUGUAGUCGACCCCGACGGCACAAGGAGGAUCGUGGACUACGCGGCGGACCCACUGAACGGUUUCAACGCGGUGGUGCGCCGUGAGCCGCUGGUGGCGCCCGCCCGGGUGGUGGCCCCGGCCCCCGUGUUCGCGCCCGCGCCCGCUCCUAUACUAGCACGAGCGCCGGUGUUCGCCCCCGCGCCUGCGCCACUGCUCGCCCCUAGACUACCCAGCCCAAUGGCAUUCAGGUUUGUGGUGUUCACCUGCUUGGUCGCGGUUGCCUCUGCUGGCGUAGUUCCCGCCGCUUCAGUGGCGUACGCUGCCGCCCCGGCCUACCACGCUGCCCCCGUGGCCUACGCUGCGCCUAUCGCGCACGCCGCCCCGGUAGCCUACCACGCCGCCCCCGUCGCCUACGCCGCCCCCAUCGCUAAGGCCGUUGCCGUCGCCCCCGUCGCCAAGGUUGUGGAGGACUACAACGCGCACCCCCAGUACAGCUUCGCAUAUGACGUGCAGGACGGACUCACUGGUGAUUCUAAGACUCAGCACGAGACUCGCGAUGGCGACGUCGUCCACGGAUCUUACUCCGUUGUGGACCCCGACGGCACCAAGCGCACCGUGGAAUACACCGCUGACGACCACAACGGUUUCAACGCGGUCGUGCACAAGGAGCCCCUCACCGUCAAGGUCGCUGCCCCCGUAGUCGCCAAAGUGGCCGCGCCCAUCGCCUACCACGCCGCCCCUGCGGCUUACCACGCUGCCCCCGUGGUGCACGCCGCUCCCGCGGCCUACCACGCCGCCCCUGCUGCUUACCACGCCGCCCCUGCUGCUUACCACGCCGCCCCGGUCGCAUACCACGCUGCCCCGGUUGUGCACGCCGCUCCUGCCGCCUACUCUGCUCCCAUCUACCACCACUAAUUGAAUAAAGUAUAACUAUAUUUACCUCGUUUAGUUAGGUAACAGUUACACUCACGAAUGCCAUGUAAAUAAAGUAUUUAUUAUAUUUUA